This is a messenger RNA of Rattus rattus (black rat), 1256 nucleotides long. RefSeq names its product doublecortin domain containing 2B (gene Dcdc2b). The coding region runs from base 1 to 1032 and encodes 343 amino acids. The record is from RefSeq and is a predicted model, not a curated record. Lineage: Eukaryota; Metazoa; Chordata; Mammalia; Rodentia; Muridae. The transcript is spliced from 9 exons. Gene Ontology annotation, cellular component: microtubule; microtubule organizing center. Gene Ontology annotation, biological process: intracellular signal transduction.
AUGGCAGCCAAGAGGAUACUGGUGUAUCGAAAUGGGGACCCCUUCUUUCCAGGCCACCAGCUGGUGGUGACCCAACGCCGCUACCCCACCAUGGAGGCUUUCCUUUAUGAGGUGACAUCAGCUGUGCAAGCCCCACUGGCUGUACGUGCCCUCUACACACUUAGUGAUGGCCACCCUGUCACCAACCUGGCUGACUUACAGAACGGAGGGCAGUAUGUGGCUGCUGGCUUUGAACGAUUCCACAAGAUCCACUAUUUGCCUCCUGGAAGGAAAUACCCAGGUGGGAAGAACAGGCAACAACAUUCUCCCAUGUCUCAGCACCCAUGUGACGGGGCCUUUGGACAGUGGUUGCCAGCAGACACCCUCUGCUAUAUCCAUGUGUUCAGGAACGGGGACCUGCUAAGUCCCCCCUUCAGUCUGAAGCUGUCCCAGACUGCCAUCCAGGACUGGGAAGUGGUCUUGAAGCUUCUGAAUGAGAAGGCUACGGUACAGAGUGGGACUGUACACAAACUCUGCACCCUCGAGGGGCUCCCGCUGUCCACAGGGACUGCCCUGGUGAAUGGCCACUACUAUGUGGCCGUUGGAGAAGAAGAGUUCAAAGCCCUCCCAUAUAUGGAGCUGCUGGUGCCCAGCCCCUCUCUGUCCAGGGGCUGCUGGUGUCCUCCAGGCCUUAAGUACAAAGCCCACAGGCAGAGGGUCCAGGGCCACAAGGCCCAGGCAGCCCAGCCUUCUCCAAAGGAGUCGAGAGAAACUAAGCCAUCGGUUUUCUAUGCCAGAUCCCAGCAGUCCCUUCAGCCAUGGAGCAAGCUCCCGCCUCUCUCAUUUGCAUCAGGAGUUAAGGGAGUCUAUGGGGCUCCGUACCCGAGGAAGGAGACAGCUGGGGCUCAGGAAGUGGAUGAGGAUGAAAACACCUGCAGAGAGGAGCCUGUGGAUCAGAGGGCAGCAGAGACAGUAGACGAGGCUUUGUCUGCGCGACACCAGCCUGGGCCUGAAGCUGUAGCCCCAACCUCCGCCCAUACUCCACCAUCUUAAGUGCUGGGAGCUUCAGACAGAAACUGCGGACAACCAUUCCCAGUCACCUCUAGUCCCCAGCCCUCAGCAGUGUGUUCUGGAGAAGCCAUACCUCCUGAGCUCACAGUAGGUGUGGCCUCCUCACCCCGCCUCAGUCACAGGCGAGCAAGUUCUAUGGAGGCUACUUCCUUAUGUGACCCCUGCUCAGGAGCAGGCUCAUUACAAUAAAAUAUUUGCUAAGCUUU